This is a messenger RNA of Durusdinium trenchii, 789 nucleotides long. The record is from the annotation of a GenBank genome assembly. Lineage: Eukaryota; Dinophyceae; Suessiales; Symbiodiniaceae.
AUGGCGGUCCUCUGGCCCUGCGGCAGAGGCCGACCUCGAAGAGGCAGGCGACGCAUCACUUGGGCCGUGGCACUGGUGGCGUUGAUCCUGUUGCAGGUGAGCCAGAGCUUCUUGCUGCCGAGACGGCUGCGGCCAAACCGGCUACGGGAACGACAGGCGCAGGAACCGGAUCAACGGCCAUCCUCCCGGUCACUGGCCUUUCUGGCUGUCAAGGAUGCGAUUUAUGCUGCUCUCUUUGGAGCUCCAUAUGACACGACAUCCACAAGUGGUGCCAUUGAAACAGUAACGGGUGCGCUUUCCAACUUCUCAUCUUCUGCGGUCACUGGUGCUGCACAUGGAGUCAAGGCUGCCGAAGGGUUCGCGGGCUCCGUGGCCACCUGGGGACUUUCCAAAGUUCAGGAGCUGAAGUCAUUCUUUCAUUUAUCUGAGAUGGAUUUAUCUGGAGAUGGAGGAUCUGAAGCUAAUGAGGCGUCUGAGGCCGAGGUCGAGACCCCACAGGUUGUGAAGCAACAGCAAGAGCUGACGCCAGAGCCAAAAGCUCCGGCACCCCUGGUGGAGUCGGCCCAGUCCUUUGCGCCUUUAUUCAAUGAUGGAAGUGGAUUGGGAGCGGAACCCGGAGAUUUUUUUUCUGUUUAUCAAGGACUACAGCUGGACCCUGCGCUACAGAGUCAGUCAGAAGGAAGACACUGUCGACACCGAGAGGCCCUUGCUGCUGGACUGGAUCAAGCUUCGGCGCCCGGUCCAACAGCCCGCAGAUCUCCUGGAGAUCCCCAGCUCGGACCUCUUUGA